Molecule: messenger RNA, 1743 nt
Organism: Lutzomyia longipalpis
Lineage: Eukaryota; Metazoa; Arthropoda; Insecta; Diptera; Psychodidae
Product: L-dopachrome tautomerase yellow-f-like
Exons: 2
Coding region: 38-1543 (501 amino acids)
Cellular component (GO): extracellular region
Source: RefSeq, a predicted model, not a curated record
AGUCAUUUUGUGAAGAGCCACGGAAGUGUUGUGAAGAAUGGUGAAGCUGAAGAAUAUUAUUCUGUUUUUAGUGGUAUUCUGUGCUCUUGCUGUACGUGGAUAUGCUGAUGUAGAGGAAGUUUUCUACUGGUCAAGGGUGAAUUAUGAGAAUUUACCCCAACAAGAAAAUUCCUACGUGGGACCCUACCCGUACUACGUACCGGAAAAUAAUGAAGUGCUUAACAUUGGAUACCAUCCAGCUAGUGGAUUAGUUACAACGACUGUGGGGAGAUUUAGACCAGGUGUUCCAAUAGCUUUGGGUGCUUUCUGUAUUGGUGACUACAGAACAGGAUCGAGUCCUAGAAUUUGGGGUUUUCCAAGCUAUGAGGCUAAUGCAUUAAUUCCGGAGGAUUUUGCCGGAGGAUCUUAUGAAGAAAAUCAAAGGAAAAAUUUAAAGAAUUUACCCGAAGAUGAUAAUCAAGAUUUAAAUUUAAAUUCAACCGAAUUUGAAGAUGAUGAAGGAAGAAGAGGACAUAAGAAGCAUAAAAAGAAAGGACAAGUACAAUAUGUUCCUAUUGAGGUACCCACGAAAAUUCCUCACCAACCUCCAGCCAAAGUACCUCCACCUUCUCAUGCAACAACACGAAUAAUUUCAACUUUCUACACAACAAUUGAUGAGAAGUGCAAUAGAGUUUUUCUGGCAGAUCAUGGUGUUCUAACGUACUAUGGAAAUUCAACUUAUUUCAUCCAAAAACCAGCUCUUGUGGUCAUUGACUUGCCCACAUAUGGCUGCAAAACUCGAAAUUUCCCAUUUAUUCGUCGGGCUGAGCUUCCAGAUAGUAUUAUUGCAAAAGGAGGAGAUGGAUUAAUGGCGGUUACAUUGGAUUAUCAAUCAAAGGAUUCAUGUGAUGAUCUCUUUGUCUACAUGCCAAACUCCUUUCACAGCUACCUUGUAGUCUAUGACUACAGAAAUGACAAAUACUGGAUGUUUGAGCAUGAAACCUUCCUUCCCGUGAUUGCUGAAUCGCAAUUUGUAUUUGGAGGAACCUUCCCAUACGCCCUACAAAUGGGAAUUUAUUCCGUUCAACUGGGACUACCGGAUAAAUAUGGUAAUAGGAUAGCGUACUACACACCAUUUGCUGGUACAGCUCAAUAUGCUGUUUCAACGGAAAUUCUAAAAAAUCAAAGAAAUUCUCCAGAGAAUUUCCAUCAGGAUGAUUUUAGGAUCGUUGGCUACCGUGGUGAGGGGCAUCAAUCAAUGAAGACCGUCAUUGACUACACCCACGAGGUGAUGUUCUAUGCAGAAAUACAAUCACAUCAAAUCCGUUGCUGGAACAUCAAUAAACCCCUCAAUCCCGACAACAUUGACGUGGUUUAUGAAUCAAAUCAACUGAAUUUUACUUCCUACGUGGGAGUGGACUCUAGAGGCUACCUCUGGUUUGAUACAAACCACAUUCCCAUUGAUUAUCUCACAAAUAUUCCUCUUGAUCUCCAAGAAGUUAAUUCUAUGUCGUUCAGAGUUAAAGUUUCCGACGCCAUAAAGGGGACUGUUUGUGAAAAUUAGAGCUUCUUCAUUUUAAUUUUAAAUCUCUAUUAAUUUUUUUUAUGAAUUUUCCAAUGUAUCGAUCUCUGUAGCAGGUUUAUCUACUACAGGUUGUUAGACUACAAAUUAGUUUAUUAAAGAAACUAUAAGUGAUGCGAAACGUAAUCAAACUGUAUUGAAAAAAAAAAUGAACUGAAUAAGAAACUGAUCCUUUUCAUAAA